AUGAGUUUUAUAUACCCUCUUCCAACCACCGGAACUAUUUCAUUUACUGAGUUUUUGUUAGACGAGAAUAAUUUAUAUAUAAAUGAAAUCUCUGAAGCAACUGCCCAAAGAGGUCGUGUCCGUGCUACUUUGAAGGAGGUUAAUAAAACGGACGGGCCGAAAGAUUAUAUGAAUGUCAUGAAGGUAAUCGAUGAUUAUUUGCCAUAUUUAUUUGCUAUUGUCGAUUGUCUAGAAGGAGGCCAACUAAAAUUGAAACAGGAAUUUGAGACUUCAUGGCGUUGUACACUCAGUGAUUCAGUUCUUAAAAAGAAACGAGUAAAAUGUCGAGGAAUUUAUUAUGAAUUAAUUUUCACUCUUAUGACGUAUGGAUACGCAUGUUCUAAUUGGGCGUCAAACAUCAUAGAAAAGGAAUUGCAGAAAGAUGGAAUUGAUAAUAAACUGAAACAGGCGGCGGAUAUAUUAAGUAAAGCUUCAGGUGUUUUCGCGUAUAUCUCCGAAAAUGUAUGUCCCAAAUGGAACAAGCCACCAAUUGCUCUUGCUGAUGCUUCAUCAGUUGCCAUCCGCAAAGCCCUCAUGCAACAAACAUCACCAUCUUUACUUGCAAAACUGGCUAUUGGUGUUGCGGGACAUUAUGAAAUGGCAAACGGACUCAUUAAAAGUUUAAAAGAGUCAGCAAAAGUAUGUAGUGAUUUCCGAAAGUAUGUGUCGAACGGUGUAUUGUUUCAUCAGUCACUUGGAAAGAAAUUCUUGGCUAAAGACGCUUACGACCAUCAACAAAACGGAAGAGCCGUUGGAUUUAUUACAGAAGCUAGGGAAGUAUUGCACCUAUUAACUAAAUGUAAAUCUCCCACGAUCGCAGCACAUGCGGCACAAGAGUACUCAGAAGUAAAUGAACUCUAUAAUAUCUAUGUUGGAAUAAAUGACACGGUGACGUUUCAAAUUGUUCCAAGCAAAGCAGACCUCCAGGCAUUAGUUCCCGGAGGUCGUACAGUUUUUGAUUCGGCAAAAUAUAUACCACCGGCGCCAGCUUUUGGGCCUAGGGUAAAUAGAACCAACAAGUCAGAAUCAGGAGACAUAUUAGGAGGUCGUUAUUAUUAG
Cetraspora pellucida is the source of this 1098-nucleotide messenger RNA. The record is from the annotation of a GenBank genome assembly. NCBI's taxonomy places the organism in Eukaryota, Fungi, Glomeromycota, Glomeromycetes, Diversisporales, Gigasporaceae.